CUUGCAUCAGUUUUCAUCAAGAAACAACAAGCAAAUACACAGGAUGUGGAACAACAGCUGCUGCUUUAUUUCUUCCCUGAGCAUAAAGAACUGACAUUGGAGGUGUUUAUGUAUUCAUUUCAUGAUGGGAAACCAUGAAGUAUUCAUCAUCAUAUCAGCUCCAAAAUACUAAUGAAACAACUUCUGUGACGAUCAGCUGGAGUGUUCCCCUUUUUAUACACCUCAUCCAUCCGCCAUUCUUUGUUGCUGCAAAUGUGAUUUGAAGCAAACCUGGGUUUUCUGUGCUGUGAACUGUCCUGAGCCCCUGAGGCAGGCAGGGACAGAGUGGCAGAGGCUGGCAGGAGGAGGUGGUGCCUGAGGAGCUGGAUCUGAGGAGGAUGCUGGCAUUGCCUGCCAAGGGCAACUCUCCUGGAACGCUCGGAGCCUUUGACAGCAGUUCUGAGACCACCCAUGGCUCCCAGGCCAGCUCUUUUUAAGGAUUCCUGCUGAUGCUUUUCCUGAGGGAAGCCAUGCCCUACCACAGAGUCCUUCGCCUGGUCCUGCUAACGCUGUGCAGCAUCCUGGUCCCUGCUGUGCUGGCAGCAGAGUACCCGCAGGACGCGGUCCCCACCCUCUGGAACGAGCCGCCCGAGCUGCCCUCUGGAGCCGGUCCCUUCGACGCUGCCACUGCCACCGCCCGGCUGUCGGAUGCCACUGCCUUCCCCCCGUACACCUCCGAGCUGGAGCCCGAGGACAGCACCCACCUGCACCGGCUGGACACCGGGGACGGCUCACUGGGGCCCGGGGCUAUUGGUGCCAUUGUCAUCGCCUCCCUCCUGGGUACGUCUGUGCUUGUGGCCUUGGUCGUCAUCACACUGAGAAAGUUCUCGGCCUCCUGAACUCAAUAAAACA
Molecule: messenger RNA, 891 nt
Organism: Zonotrichia leucophrys gambelii
Lineage: Eukaryota; Metazoa; Chordata; Aves; Passeriformes; Passerellidae
Gene: SNORC
Product: secondary ossification center associated regulator of chondrocyte maturation
Exons: 5
Coding region: 489-878 (129 amino acids)
Biological process (GO): cartilage development
Cellular component (GO): cell periphery
Source: RefSeq, a predicted model, not a curated record